This is a messenger RNA of Arctia plantaginis, 1230 nucleotides long. The record is from the annotation of a GenBank genome assembly. NCBI's taxonomy places the organism in Eukaryota, Metazoa, Arthropoda, Insecta, Lepidoptera, Erebidae.
AUGUGCAAGUUAUUUCAUGUGUCAAUAAAAGAACAAGCUGUAUAUUCGACAGGAACGCAGUUUUGUUAUAAGAUAUUCCUAGCAGCGAGUACCGUAUCAAUCAACAUAUGUUUACCGCUACGAACACAUCUAGUCACACAGUGUUUUGCAUCAGCUGAAAUGGCGUGCAGACGUAGUUUAGCUUUCUUUUUGGUGCUGUCUUUGCUGGCGAAUGCCUUAUGCCUCCCGCCAAACGUAACGUUUCGGAGGCGGAGAGACUCAAAAGACAGCGACGUGAAUUUGGACUCUUCGGCAGUAAAUACAAUUACAGAAUCAAAAGAUACAACAAGCGAUUCGUCACCGACGCCGGCGACAGAUGACGACGAUGAUGAUUUUGAUGAAGAUAAUUUUAAACCCACAACGACGAGUAGCGGCGGUGGCAGCAAUAUAUUCAGCCUAAUUAAUCUGGCUACUGCUUUCUUGCCGUCACUAAGUGGCUCGAACAACGUGAAAAAAAACAAUGAAUUUGUAACAAAACUAAUACGUGACGUUAUAAAACAAUACCAAACCAGAACCAUUCAGAAAAGACAAGAUAUUAAAGAUAACGUUAUCGAAAUAGAUUAUGCAUCAAAAUUAAAACCUCCUUUCUUCGAAAGACAAGAGAGUGAGCAAGCUGAUGAUGAAAACAGCGAAACCUCUGAGAGUGAUUCUGAAGAAGAUAAUGGCGGAGAAGAAAGUUUGGAAGAGCCGACCAGUGAGACUGAAAAUUCUAAACAAGACUCGGCUUCUAAUGCAUCAAACGCUAGUAGCGACGAUGAUGAUGACGAUGAUGAUAAUAAUUCAGAUUACGAUGAGCCACCUGAUGGUGACGGUCAGGGAGGUGGCAUAUUAGGUGUCCUUGCUGGUCUCAGUGGUGAUGGUGAAUCAGACUUGGGAUCGUUAUUGGCUGCAUUCGGUGGUAUAGUAGCAAACUUAAGCUCUGAUGAAGGUUCCAACCCUGGAGAAAUAAUCGCAAGUUAUCUACUAACUUCUCUGGACACCAUCAGCGGAGGCGGAGCAACAAAUAAUGGUGCUUUCUUUGGCAAAUUCUUGUCUACGUUAGUGAAAGGAACAAGCGCGGGUGGUGAUCCUGAUGACUCUGAAGAAAAUGGAGGCAUGAAAAUGGCUGAUUCGGCAGGUUUCUUCCUGAGCCUGCUAAUGGGUCUUUAUGGAGAGAUGUCGAAGCACAGCUCUGGAGGAAGUUGGCGAUAA